Aspergillus tanneri is the source of this 1185-nucleotide messenger RNA. RefSeq lists its product as uncharacterized. Gene Ontology annotation, molecular function: O-methyltransferase activity. Lineage: Eukaryota; Fungi; Ascomycota; Eurotiomycetes; Eurotiales; Aspergillaceae. Bases 1 to 1185 code for a protein of 394 amino acids. The record is from RefSeq and is a predicted model, not a curated record. The transcript has 5 exons.
AUGACGAACAAAAAACACCUCGAAGGCCUCGCAGCAAAUAUCCAGCAGGCUGUAGCCUCAUACGACUCCGCCAACCCGGCAAGCUGGAUACCGAUCCAAGAUGCCAUGGAGAACCUGCGUCGUGCGACUGAGCCUCCACCUGUUUUUAUUAUGAAGCAACGAUUUCACACCGUUCAGAAUGUCUGCAUUGUUGCCGCGCUUGAAAUUGGCUUGAUUCAAAUACUGGCUGCGAAUGAGGGAAAUAGUAUAACGGCUUCGGAUUUGGCCAAGGAGUCGGGAUAUAAUAAGGAUUUUAUUGUUCGCAUCAUGCGAAUGAUAACUGGAAUCGGCUUCGCGGACGAGACCGGAUACCAGACAUACACCGCCAACGCAAACACAAUCUGUCAAAGCCAUCCCGGGAAUAUGGGGGGUUUGAUACUUUCAAAUGAGAUGGUCUACCCCCUAGCGAGUCAAAUACGCCAGUACCUCCAGCAGAAGAAACCAUGCGACAUUAGUGAUUCCCCCCCCGCAUACGACUUUACCAUGGGUGAGACCGUCUGGGAAACCUUUAAAAAUAAUGCUCGAUGGAAAAAGGGGUUCGAUGACAAUAUGACCGCUCGAAAUAAAACACUGUCUAUUCCCUGGCAUGUUAAGUUCCCAGUAAAAGAAAGAUUAACUGAACUGCAGUCGUUGGCAAAGCCAGUUAUUGUCGAUAUUGGUGGGAACCAGGGCGUCGAUUUGGAGCGUUUUAUUCGCGAAUUUCCAGGCUUAGAGUGUGAUUUGAUUCUGCAGGAUUUGCCAGAGACAUUGGACGGGAUUACAGACAAACUAGAUCCGAGGAUCAAGGCUGUUGCAUACGACUUUUUCACAGAGCAGAAAAUUAAAGGAGCUGAUAUUUACUAUCUGAAGUCUGUCCUCCACGACUGGGACGAUAUUUCCUCGCAGAAGAUUCUGUCCAAUACAGCCAAGGCAAUGAAGCCCCACUCUCGCCUCCUUAUAAAUGAAAUGGUUCUGGCUGAUACACAUGAAACUUUGGUAAGGGCUGACAUGGAUAUGCUGAUGUUGUUCCUAUGCAAUGGAAUGGAGCGUACACGGACGCAAUGGUCGGAACUAUUGGCCAAAGUAGAGCCACCUCUGAAGUUGAAUCAAGUAUGGUCCGCACCGGGGGAUCAGCAAAGUGUUAUCGAGGCAUCUCUGGCAGACUAA